AUGAACCAUGGAGCGAGAAGAGCUUUGAUGCACCUAACAAGGCGAUAUCGACCUCAAUUACCGAUAUCAAGAGCCCUAAGAUGGUCUUCCACCUUCGACAAAAGACAGUGGUCUACACCACUUGCCCGGACCCUGGCUGAUGCAAUCAAGGUUACAGGGCCCAUAUCAAUUGCAGCGUUUAUGCGCCAAGUAUUGACAUCUCCGGAACUCGGCUACUAUACUACUCGCACCGAGGUCUUUGGGGAGAAGGGUGAUUUUAUCACCUCGCCGGAGAUAUCGCAAGUCUUUGGUGAACUUGUUGGUAUAUGGACUGUUGCGGAAUGGAUAGCCCAGGGACGAAGGAAGCAUAAUGUACAGUUGGUGGAAGUUGGGCCAGGGAAGGGUACAUUGAUGGAUGAUAUGCUGCGAACAUUCCGGAACUUCAAAAGUUUUUCAUCGAGUAUCGAGGCUAUUUAUCUCGUUGAGGCUAGUGCUGCGCUACGAGAGAUCCAAAAACAGCGACUCUGCGGCGAUGAUGCAGUCAUGGAGGAGACGGACAUUGGGCAUAAGAGUAUCAGCAAGCACUUGAACGUUCCGGUUAUUUGGGUAGAGGAUAUCCGAUUGUUACCACAUGACGCGGAAAAGACACCGUUUAUAUUCGCCCACGAAUUCUUUGAUGCGCUCCCGAUUCACGCUUUUGAGUCUGUCUCUCCAACGCCGAAGGACAACGUACAAGAAAUCAUGACCCCCACGGGUCCGACGAAACUGCAUGAACCAGCCAAAAAAGUUAGCAGCUCUCCCGAAUGGCGCGAGCUUGUUGUUACAUUGAACCCCAAGGCAGUCGAAGAAGACAUAGACGGCGAGCCUGAAUUCAAAUUGACGUUAGCAAAAGCGUCUACGCCAACGUCUCUGGUCAUCCCGGAGAUAUCGGAUCGAUACAAAGCCCUGAAGUCCAGGGCAGGCUCGACUAUCGAAGUUAGUCCAGAAAGCCGCAUAUACGCCGCUCAGUUUGCUCGUCUUAUUGGUGGGGUCGCAUCUCCUUCCCCCUAUAAUCAGAUCGCCGCUGCUUCUCGAAAAGCUCCACAUCCUUCAAUGGUAGCACCUGUGAAACGGGUUCCCUCAGGAGCAGCUUUGAUAAUGGAUUAUGGAACUAUGUCGACCAUUCCAAUCAAUUCAUUGCGCGGAAUCCGUGAACAUCGAGCCGUGCCCCCGCUCUCAUCACCGGGUCAGGUCGAUGUCAGCGCAGACGUGGAUUUCACAGCACUGGCAGAAGCAGCGAUUGACGCAAGUGAGGGCAUCGAAGUGCACGGGCCGGUAGAGCAGGGUGAUUUUCUGCAGAUGAUGGGAAUUGCAGAGCGAAUGCAUCAGCUGCUCCGUGGUAUUUCAGAUGGAGAGAAGAAAAAGAACCUGGAGAGCGCGUGGCGACGACUAAUUGAGAAGGGACCCAAUGGCAUGGGCAGGAUUUACAAGGUAAUGGCUAUCAUACCCGAGAAUGGAGGGAAGCGUCCCCCUGUUGGAUUUGGGGGGAGACUUUGA
Monascus purpureus is the source of this 1515-nucleotide messenger RNA. Lineage: Eukaryota; Fungi; Ascomycota; Eurotiomycetes; Eurotiales; Aspergillaceae. The record is from the annotation of a GenBank genome assembly.